This is a messenger RNA of Venturia canescens, 2104 nucleotides long. Its product is annotated as FUN14 domain-containing protein 1. The transcript is spliced from 5 exons. Lineage: Eukaryota; Metazoa; Arthropoda; Insecta; Hymenoptera; Ichneumonidae. The coding region runs from base 179 to 718 and encodes 179 amino acids. The record is from RefSeq and is a predicted model, not a curated record. Gene Ontology annotation, cellular component: mitochondrial outer membrane. Gene Ontology annotation, biological process: autophagy of mitochondrion.
CGAUAGAAAUUAUUUCCCGUUCAUCUGUCAGAACAUUUCUGUGCGGCGUACACGGGAAAAAAGAACGAACGUAAAAACUAAAUACGAACACGAUUUGAUCGAAUUUUUGGGUAACUAAUAGUUUGCACAUAAUAGUGUCGUCUCUACGGGUGCAAGAAAAUUUUUCAAACGAGUCUCUAUGAGUCUUCCUGUGUCAAAACGAAGCAAAGAGAGCGCGAAUAUCGAAACUCACGAUAUGGAUGUUUCCAAAGAAGCAAAGUCGAUAAUCGACAAAAUUUUGGGUGAUGUCAGUAAAACAUCAGCUACUAAGCAAAUUGUCAUUGGCACAGCAUCAGGAUGGGCAACCGGUUUUCUGACGAUGAAGGUUGGCAAGGUUGUGGCCUUCGCCGUGGGAGGUGGAAUAAUAGUUCUCCAGGUCGCAGCUCAUCAGGGCUACAUUAAAAUCAAUUGGGACAAAAUUCAAAAAAAAGCGGACAAAAUUACAGACAAAGUGGAAGAAAAAAUCACCGGCGAAGGUCCCAAAUUCAUGGACAAGGUUGAGAGGUUUGUGGACAAAAAGCUGGAUAAAGCGGAGCAGCUACUAAAAAAUGGCGAAUCGCGCACCAGGCGUUGGUAUUAUUCGUUAACGGGUGACGAGACCUUUAGGCCAAAGGAAAUACAUUUCUUUUUAGCCUCGUUCGCGGCUGGUCUCGCGAUUGGCUUCGCUACUGCCAACUAGGUGACGGAUUGCUACAUUUUGAACGUGAGUAAAAAAGCCAGGAUCGAGGAUAAAAAACCUUUGCAGACGAUCGAUCUCGUUGACAAGAAAAAAAUUUCUCAAAUGCCUCUCGUCGCGGACGAAUUCGACAACAUUUUGACCGAGAUGAGAUCCAAAUUUGACGAAAUUUUGCAAUGGGUCAACGAUCGCGUGCGAGAAAUUCUCUAAAAAAAAUAAAAAGCACAAACCAAAUUGCACUGAGCCAAACAACAUUUUAUGAAAAUCUGUCUGAUUCCAAAAAGUCCAUUCAAAAUUCGAGUCCAACGAUUUCACUUUUGUCCAAUCACGAAAAUUUUUUUUAUAUUAAAAAAUUCGACUAAAAAUGGUGUCGAUACGAAAUUAGACUGAAAAGUGGACCGUCGAUCGUUCCAAAAAAAAUUAGCUCAUCCGCUCAUUUUUUAACGAGACUGUGAGCGUCGAAUUAACGAAAAAUCGAAUAAAAACCGAUGAAGUUUCGAAUUUUUACUCGGGGAAAAAGUCAGAAAAAUCUUGGAUUGAAAAUUAGUUUUCGUUGGAAUUAAAAAAAGUAGAUUCGAUCAUGCCACGACGAUGCUGAAAAUUUGACGUUUCAUUCGACUUUUCGCUGCAUCAACAAUUAGGCUUUUUUUCAAAGAGACUUCGAAACUGGCGAACUUACGAAUUACGUAAACAAAAAUAAAGACCAAGUUUGUCCUUGGUCUUGUACCAAAAAAGACGAAAAAUAUCGUUUUUUUUUUCCUACGAAAGUAUUUAAAAAAAAAAGGAAAAAAAAAUAAGAAAUUCAGAAUGUAGCAAUUCGGACUCACGUGGUAAACUGCUUAUUAGUAACUGUACCGUUAGAUCCUUCAUAUUUAAUCAUUGAAACGAUAAAUUGAAAAAUGAAUAUCGUAAAAAAAUGGAGCACAAGAGUGACAUUUGGAAAGUACGAAAAAAUUUCUGUUUUCCAAAGAACUCGGAAUCUCUGCACGAAAAAAAUGUGCUGGAAAAAAAAACGAAAAAAAAAAGAAAAGAAAAACUCACCUUUUAGUUCGUACUUACGAUUUUUUGCUAGUCGCUUUUUUGCAUUUUCCAACUCAUUUUUGUUUUUUUAUCGUCACAUUGAUCCUUUUUGUCUCGAACCUUUUUGCCUAGUCCGUAGGUCACACAAUUGUGAAACUCGGACGUACGGGUUAAACCAGUGUAAUCCUUUUCCCGGUAGGAGGAAAAGGAAAUGACAUAAAAUGAUUUCGAAAACGAAAGAAAAUUCUUAGCUCAUAAGUUAUUAUUCUGUACGGAUGUUCUUUGUUAAAUAGUAUUAUUCGUAGAAAUAAGAAUCGAUUGUGCUUUUUUGUUUCUUCAUUAAAAACGAUAACGAACAACAUGAAAAAA